UAUUAGGACAAAACAGUUGACUGCCACAACUUCAUCUUCCGAUCAUGCAAUUCAUGGAUUUUCUUUCAAAUCUUUCCCACUUUGCAGUUCUGUCUGCAGCUUUAACUGUUUUGGUGGUUACAGUUCUGUUCCAAAAAUGGAACAAAAGACACAGAAAGAAGUACCACCCUGUUGCUGGAACUGUAUUGAAUCAGAUGCUCAAUUUCAACAGGUUGCAUCAUUACAUGACUGAUCUUGCACGGAAGUACAGGACAUACAGGUUGCUCAACCCUUUCAGGAAUGAGAUUUAUACAGCAGAACCUAGAAAUGUUGAGUAUAUACUCAAAACCAAUUUUGAAAAUUAUGGAAAGGGGUUGUACAACUAUGAAAAUUUGAAGGAUUUACUAGGUGAUGGCAUUUUCACUGUUGAUGGUGAGAAAUGGCGUGAACAAAGGAAGAUAUCAAGUCAUGAAUUCUCUACAAAGAUGUUAAGGGACUUCAGCACUUUUAUAUUCAGAAAGAAUGCAGCAAAAGUUGCAGACAUAGUGUCUGAAGCUGCAACUUCUAAUAAUAAGUUGGAAAUCCAAGACCUUUUAAUGAAAUCAACUCUGGAUUCAAUUUUCCAAGUUGCAUUUGGAACUGAACUUGACAGCAUGUGUGGAUCUAAUGAAGAAGGGAAGAAAUUUGCCCAUGCUUUUGAUACUGCUAGUGCAUUGACCCUAUAUCGAUAUGUUGAUGUCUUCUGGAAGAUAAAGAAAUUUCUGAAUAUUGGAUCAGAGGCUACAUUAAGAAAGAACACUGAAAUCUUAACUGCAUUUGUCUUUAAGCUAAUAAACACUAGAGUUCAGCAAAUGCAGACUUCAAAAGAUGAUUCUGCUAGCAUUCGAGGAGACAUUCUCUCAAGGUUUCUGGAAGUGAAGGAGUAUGAUUCGACAUACUUAAGAGAUAUAAUUCUGAACUUCGUUAUUGCUGGGAAAGACACAACAGCUGCCACACUUGCUUGGUUCAUGUACAUGCUCUGCAAAUACCCUUCAGUACAAGAAAAAGCUGCAGAAGAAGUGAGAGAAGCAAUAAACACAAAAACAAUCAGUAGCUGCACUGAGUUUGUGUCUAGUGUAACAGAUGAAGCUCUCGAAAAGAUGAAUUAUCUCCACGCAGCAAUUACAGAAACUCUCAGACUCCAUCCUGCAGUUCCCGUGGAUGCAAAGAUUUGUUUUUCUGAUGAUACAUUACCAGAUGGGUUUAGUGUAAAUAAAGGAGAUAUGGUAUCUUAUCAACCUUAUGCAAUGGGUCGGAUGAAAUUCAUAUGGGGUGAUGAUGCAGAGGAAUUUAGACCAGAAAGAUGGCUUGAUGAGAAUGGCAUUUUUCAGCCACAGAGCCCCUUCAAGUUUACAACUUUUCAGGCAGGUCCUCGGAUUUGUCUUGGAAAAGAGUUUGCUUAUAGACAGAUGAAGAUAUUCUCAGCAGUUCUGUUAGGCUGUUUCCGCUUCAAAUUGAAUGAUGAGAAGGCAAAUGUCACUUACAAGACAAUGAUAAAUCUUCAUAUUGAUGGAGGUCUUGAAGUCAAAGCCUUUCACAGAGAUAGAAAUUAGAAGAUGAUUUUAAGGACAGUUCAGACUCUGCAAAGUAGCUGAAAGUAGUUCAACAUAGGAUGAAAGCUGUAUUUCAAAGAUAUAAAUGGUUGAGGUUAUUGCUUCUCAACCAAGUUAGCAAAGUACUUAAGCACACAUGAUCAAGAAAUCAUUAGAAGAAAAGUAGUGCGUAGAUAAAGUGGAUAAGAAAAUCUCCUUAUGUAACACAGACCACAUCCAAAUGUCAUUUCUUGCAUUUUACUAAAAUGGUAUAACUUUUGCAUGAGAAAUAUAACAUUAUUUUGCUAAGAUGUAAUUGUUAAAUAGGGUUUAUUUAUUUCUAAUAAAAAUGGAAAUUGUAUUUCUCAAA
Lotus japonicus is the source of this 1920-nucleotide messenger RNA. Its product is annotated as cytochrome P450 704C1-like. Gene Ontology annotation, molecular function: oxidoreductase activity, acting on paired donors, with incorporation or reduction of molecular oxygen; monooxygenase activity; heme binding. The record is from RefSeq and is a predicted model, not a curated record. Lineage: Eukaryota; Viridiplantae; Streptophyta; Magnoliopsida; Fabales; Fabaceae. The transcript has 6 exons. Bases 45 to 1571 code for a protein of 508 amino acids.